CCUGUGAUGAUGAACAGCCUCUUAACAAUGGAGCUCAGAGCUGAUCUAGAUGAAUUGUUCUAUGAACCUGAAAACUUCACGGAGAUAAUAGAAGAGGAUAUAAACGCAACAACAACAACACCACAACCGACAACAACAACAAAACGAACAACAAUAAAGACAACAAAAGCCCCACCUUUACCUAAAUGGGUUAUUCCUGUUACAUUCUCAGUCGGGCCAAUAGAAAGUAACGAUGAGGAAAAUAUAACAAGAGUAUGGAAAAAUACAACUGAAAGCAUCCAUAAUGGAACUUGGUAUGAAGUAAAUAAUGACACGAAAAUUCAUCGGACUUCUCGUUGGGCGGAAAAUGUAACACAUUUAAUAUGGAUGAAUGAAACUGAAAUGGUAAUACCAGAUUUGGGCAAACACAAGUGGGUGAGGUACAAUGUGGGAGCGAGAGGGCUAUACAGAGUCGCUCCGCAAGAUCAUGCUGAAGGAGAGUCAGCAGAAAUACUAGCUCAGCGUGCAGCUGAAUUAUAUGAUAAUGGAAUACCAGCGGAGAGAGCUCUAUUAUUAGACGAUGCAUUUAUAUUGAGUCGCGCUGGGAGAUUGCCCGCCAGUAGGGCAAUGGCGGCUGCUGCGCGUCUCAGUACGGAGCAGCACUGGGCGCCAUGGCGGGUGGUGCUCACCCACCUCUCCUGGUGGAAGGAGCUGCUGCGUCUGUCAGCCUCCGCGCCUCAUCUCAACAGACUGCUCAGUCAGCUGCACCACGUGGAAGUGUACUCCCAGCAACAGAUAGAAGCAGCUGGUUUGAGUGAGGAUCAACUGACUAUUCUCUUCCUCAGUUGGCUGAGUGGUGCUCUUCUCAUGGCGGGAGUGGAGUGGGAGAAUGAGAACAUAACUAACCAAGCUUUAGAACUCUUUGACGCUUGGUUUGAAAACAAUGAAACUAUACCGGAGAUAUAUCAAGAAGCAGCGCUAGUAGCGGGGGUGAGGUCGCGGGGCGCGGCCGCGUGGCAUCGAGUAUGGAAGGAACUCCUCACUCAGACCUCUCACUCUGUCCGCGCUACGAAUUUGCUGCCAGCGCUGGCUGCGGCGGCUGACGACUGGCUUUUCUAUAGGUUUGCAUUCACGGUACUAUCAAGCGAAGCAGAACGAGGUCGUGAUUGGAAGACGUGGGCGAGCGCGCUCUGCGCCGGCGCCUGCAAAUGGCGCGGCGCGGCGGGCGUGUGGCGCGUGGUGUCGGCGGGCGCGCUGCCCCCCGCCGCGCUGCUCGCCGCCGCGCGCUGUCUGCACCUCCCCACAGACUACUGGCGGUUUAAAGAGUUAUUUGGCGAAGAGCGAGGUGCUGCAGCAGCACUGGAUACGAUAGCUCUGAACGCGGCCUGGGUGCCGAAAGCUGAUGCUGACCUUCUUAGAUAUUUCAAGGCUGUUAAACGAUAAACGUUCGGAAAUAAACAGCAAAAAACAGACGAAUUGGGUACCUUCUUCUUUUGGGAUAUCGGUCAAAAAGACCAUAUAUAUUUUAAAGCGCCAAUAGCCUAAUGGUUCCAAUAACCAUCUUGUUGAGGGUUUGAAUCCCGCCAUUCGACUAUCCAUAUCCUAGCACAAGUAUAAAUCUUAGUUGGAAUGGUUCAAUAAAUAUUAGUAAAUUAACAAAAAUCUACUAAUAUUUUAUAAAAAAAAAUAGGUAAUGCAUAUGCCAGUAACUGGUAUAGUUAGAUACUGGCACGUUAUAGCUAUAGUCUUAUACGAAUAGUAACUAAUGGUGAUGAUGUCCUCCACGACGGUAUCUUUGUAUCUCUGAGACUGUGUUCGAAAAUAAUAAUAGUAACUAUAGUUUGUCUAAAUAAGAUAGAUAAGUUUGAUAAAUGACGCAUGAAGUAU
This is a messenger RNA of Papilio polytes (common Mormon), 1866 nucleotides long. Its product is annotated as glutamyl aminopeptidase-like. Gene Ontology annotation, biological process: proteolysis; peptide catabolic process. Gene Ontology annotation, molecular function: metalloaminopeptidase activity; zinc ion binding; peptide binding. The record is from RefSeq and is a predicted model, not a curated record. The coding region runs from base 7 to 1422 and encodes 471 amino acids. The transcript is spliced from 11 exons. Lineage: Eukaryota; Metazoa; Arthropoda; Insecta; Lepidoptera; Papilionidae. Gene Ontology annotation, cellular component: cytoplasm.